This is a messenger RNA of Fusarium mangiferae, 813 nucleotides long. RefSeq lists its product as uncharacterized. Bases 1 to 813 code for a protein of 270 amino acids. Gene Ontology annotation, cellular component: cytoplasm. The transcript has 3 exons. Gene Ontology annotation, molecular function: aldehyde-lyase activity. The record is from RefSeq and is a predicted model, not a curated record. NCBI's taxonomy places the organism in Eukaryota, Fungi, Ascomycota, Sordariomycetes, Hypocreales, Nectriaceae.
AUGGCCCUCUGCUGGGGCAUGGAAAUAUGUGUCUUCCACGCCCUUGGUGUACGACUCGUCACAAACCCCCAGGUAGUACAACUAGCCAAGAACGCAAAAUUCGAUAGCCUCUUUAUCGAUCUGGAACACUCAACACUGUCUCUCGACGACGCCGGCAAGCUAUGUAGCGCUGGUCUUGCUCUCGGCAUAACGCCAUUUGUACGGGUGCCACAUCAAUGCGGCAAUGGAUUCGUCCAGAAAGUCCUCGACGCAGGUGCCAUGGGGAUAAUAUUUCCUCAUGUACAGAACGAAGAUGAAGCAAAGGCAGCUGUGGCCAUAUCGAAAUAUCCCCCUCAAGGCUGUCGCUCAAUCACCGGCCUACUGCCCGCCUUCUCCCUCAAGCCCUACCCUCAAGCCGAUGUGAUCCGGGAGACCAACGAGCACGCGUCGACAGUUUUCGUCAUGAUAGAAAACGAGUGUGCGGUCCAGAAGGUAGAAGAGAUUGCAGCCGUGAACGGAGUCGACGUUGUGCUCGUUGGGUCCAACGACUUGGCCAUCGAGCUCGGUGCCCCUGCUGAUUUUCGCAGCGACAGAUUUCGCCAGGCUUUGAUGCGCGUGAGCGAAGCGUGCAGGAAGUAUGGAAAGGUCAUGGGUCUUGCCGGUAUCUAUGAUACGCCGGAUAUUCAAGAUUGGGCUAUGAACACAUUGGGUGUCCGGUUUAUGCUAUGCCAGCAGGACUCAGGAUUGAUUGCGGGUGCUGCAGCGAAAUGUUUGGCUGCUGUAGAAAUAGUUGAGAAUGCCCCUUCGUCAAAGUCGAUGAAUGGGUCAUCCUAG